Molecule: messenger RNA, 1507 nt
Organism: Lontra canadensis (Northern American river otter)
Lineage: Eukaryota; Metazoa; Chordata; Mammalia; Carnivora; Mustelidae
Gene: IBSP
Product: integrin binding sialoprotein
Exons: 7
Coding region: 114-1064 (316 amino acids)
Biological process (GO): ossification; bone mineralization; cell adhesion
Cellular component (GO): extracellular region
Source: RefSeq, a predicted model, not a curated record
CUUGACUCACCCUGUGACAGUCUCCCCACUAGUGAUGGAAAGCUUAAAUCGCACUGAAGAAUAACCUGAUUUGAGGAAAUCUGCCCCUGAUAUCCCAAGAAGCAAUCACCAAAAUGAAGACUGCUUUAAUUUUGCUCAGCAUUUUGGGAAUGGCCUGUGCUUUCUCAAUGAAAAAUUUGCAUCGAAGAGCCAAAUUACAGGAUUCAGAAGAAAAUGGGGUCUUUAAGUACCAGCCACGAUAUUCUCUUUACAAGCAUGCCUACUUUUAUCCUCCUCUAAAACGAUUUCCAGCUCAGAGCAGUAGUGACUCAUCUGAAGAAGAUGGAAAUGGUGACAGUUCAGAAGAGGAGGAAGAUGAGGAGGAGACUUCAAAUGAAGAAGAAAACAAUGAAGAGAAUGCAAAUUCUGAUGAAAACGAAGAUGAAGAUGAGGCUGAGAAUACCACCCUUUCUACCACACCUGGCUAUGGAGAGACCACACCUGGAACAGGGUAUAUAGGUCUAGCUGCAAUCCAACUUCCCAAGAAGGCUGGGGAUAAAAGACACAAGGCUACAGAAGAGGAGGAAAGUGAUGAAGAAGAAGAGGAAGAUGAAGAAAAUGAAGCAGAAGUGGAUGAAAAUGGGCAAGGCAUAAAUGGCACCAGUAGCAACAGCACAGAGGCAGAAAAUGGUAAUGGCAGCAGUGAUGGAGAUAAUGGAGAAGAAGGUGAAGAAGAAAGUGUCACUGAAGCCCAGGCAGAAGGAACCACGGUGGCUAGAAAGCAGGACAAUGAUGGCUCUAAGACAACAACCUCUCCAGAUGGUGGGUUUGAACCUACGACUCCACCACCAGAGCUCUACGGGACUACCACCAGACAGUCUGGGGAAGCCACGCCCACCGGAUAUGAGGAAGAGUACGAACAAACAGGCACUAAUGAAUAUGACAAUGGAUAUGAAGUCUAUGAAAAUGAAAACGGGGAACCUCGUGGGGAUAAUUACCGAGCCUAUGAGGAUGAGUACAGCUACUAUAAAGGGCGUAGCUAUGAUGGCUAUGAUGGUCAAGAUUAUUACUACCGCCAUCAGUGAAGGCCCAGCCUGGGAUGAAUUCCUCCAUUCUGGCAUUUCAUGUGGCUACCAUUUUCAAAGUUCAACUCAGGAAGGUGCAAUAUAACAAAUGUGCAUAUUAUAAUGUGGAAUGGUGCUACUGUUCCAAAGUAAUUUUCUGUAAUUGCUUCUGCAAGUAAUGGGCUUCUUGUUGCUUUUCCCUGGUUUAUUAUUGAAAGUUAUUGUAAAUCAGGGCCAUUUAAACCUAAAUCCAUGAGAUGGAGUUCGAUUACAUGUUUUGAGGUUGUAGUUCUAUAAAUAGUAUUUUUAACAUGUUUGUACUAUUAUUAACUGCUAAAACUACUCUUCAUGCAAGACGUGCUUCUAGGAAUUAACAUUAAUGACACUAUAUAUAAAUACGUGUAGUUCUUUAAUCACCUACCUACCCAGCACUGUAUAUUAUGUUUAAUUAUCAGCUUCAUGUA